Molecule: messenger RNA, 702 nt
Organism: Rhododendron vialii
Lineage: Eukaryota; Viridiplantae; Streptophyta; Magnoliopsida; Ericales; Ericaceae
Product: F-box protein CPR1-like
Exons: 1
Coding region: 1-702 (233 amino acids)
Source: RefSeq, a predicted model, not a curated record
AUGUAUCAGAAAAUUUCACCACCUAAGUUUACCCGUAGUUCGAUAAAGUAUGCGCUUGGUUAUGACUCUAUUAACGAUGAUUUCAAGGUUGUUGCGGCUGUUCACCCUAAACGUGAUGUCCAUAGUACUGUUCAUGUGUUCAGUUCUAAACUAAGCUCAUGGAAGAGCAUUGAAGACUUUGGUUAUUCUUGUCGUCUUUUUGGGCGAGGGAGUGUUUUGAAUGGGCCACCGCAUUGGUUUGCGCAUGGAAGCACCGAUAUCGAACUGCGUUAUUUCCGUAUUGCUUGUUUUGAUGUUAUGGAAGAGAAAUUCAAGGAGGUGCCCACGCCUAUAUAUGAAGUUGAGAGUCAUUUAUUUAAAGUAGGUGUUUUGGAUGGAUGCCUCUGUACGGUUGACAGCCGUCUCGAGAGUUUAAAUGUUUGGGUGAUGAAGGAAUACGGUGUGAAAGAAUCUUGGACCAAAUUGUUUGUUGUAUCAAAUGUGCCACCAAAUGUGCCAGGAGAGUCGUUUAUCAAUUACUGUACGCUGCUGUGUUUCACAAAGGAUGGAGAGUUUGUAUUGAUGUUGAGGUCAGGGACGUCAGCGAAGUUCGCGAUCUACAAUCCAAAGCGAAAAACUUACAAGAGGAUUGAGAAGCCUCAGAAUUGGAAGGGGCAUGAAAUUGAUAUUUAUGUGGAGAGUCUUGUUUCACCUCUGGGCUGA